AUGUUGGGAAACAGCAGUGGCGACAGCAGUCCCAAUUGCACACUCUGCAGCCAGGACUUUGCGGGGGAUGUCUGCAAGGUAGUCCUCAUGGUCCUCCUGAUUGUUGCCAUCAGCCUUGGCAACAUGGUGAGCCUCCUUGUGUUCCUCCACGUCAAGCAGUUCCGGAGCCCGCAAGGCUACCUGAAAGCCUCUUUAGCCCUGGCUGACUUCAUUGUAGGGGUCAUCGUGGUGCCUUACUCAGUAUAUAGGGAAGUGAACAGGUUGGCAUAUGGGAUAGAACGAGAGAGCGGGGACCCUGAUGAGCUGACCUGCUACAUCAUCGGGCCACUCUUUGCCAUCUCCACCUUUGUCUCCAUCACCACCAUCUUCCUGCUCUCCGUGGAAAGGAGCAUAGCAGUGCUGAAGCCUUUGCACAAGAAAGCGGUGAUCACCAAACGCAGGACAAUCUGGCUCAUUCUUAUCACCUGGGCCUUGAGUGCCUGUCUGGCAGUGAUACCCAUGCUUACCUCCCCGGAUAUUACCUUCCAGUACAAUUCCUGCAGCAAUCUCUGCAACUAUGAGUUUCCGACAGACAAACCACCUCAAUCCCAUUGGAAUAUUAUGCUGCUUUAUCCAGUUUUUGACUUCUCUCUCUUGGGUAGCACUUUAGUCAUCAACUUCGUCACCUUCGCUGCCCUCCAUCAGUACUGCAAGAUCCGGAAACAGCUAAGGGGAGAGUCACAGGGUGGCAGCCAGCUGUCCUUCUCGGAUGUUAAUGCAGCCAAGACCAUUGGCGUCUUGACUUUUGCUUUUGCAGCUUCUUUCAGCCCCAUUGCUGUAUUUGUGGUGGGUUCUGUGGUGGGUUAUAAGUGGUGCCGUUUCUCCUUCUAUGCUUUCUGGAUCCUCACUUCCAACAGCUGUUGGAAUGUAGCCAUCUAUAGUGCUUGGGACCCCAAGUUCCGGCAGGGGGUUAGGGAACUGUUUGGCAAGAGAGCGCCAAAAUCAGGCUCCCAGGGCCCUAGUCACUCCAUGGAAGUGGACAGUACUUCUGCAGCCUGUGUGGUAGUCCUUAAAGAGAUGUUCCGCCCAGACAGUACUUGA
Molecule: messenger RNA, 1080 nt
Organism: Eublepharis macularius
Lineage: Eukaryota; Metazoa; Chordata; Lepidosauria; Squamata; Eublepharidae
Product: trace amine-associated receptor 1-like
Exons: 1
Coding region: 1-1080 (359 amino acids)
Biological process (GO): G protein-coupled receptor signaling pathway
Cellular component (GO): membrane
Molecular function (GO): G protein-coupled receptor activity
Source: RefSeq, a predicted model, not a curated record